GCAGCAUGUCUGUAAGGAGGAGGAGGAGGAGGUUCUCCCUGAGCAGCAGCUCUGUGACCAGGAGAGGAGCUCCAGUCUGGACCAGGAGGAACCAGAACCUCCACAGAUUAAAGAGGAGCAGGAGGAGCUGUGCAGCAGUCAGGAGGGAGAGCAGCUGGGAUUGGAGGAGGAGACGGAUACCUUCACACUGGUUUUGGAAAAAAAUGCCAUGCAGCGUGAGGGAGACAUCAGUCAUCAGUGCAGACCGUUGGAUGUCAUCUGGAAACCUGAAAUCAAGUUACACAGAAUAGACGUCCCACAGCAGCACGUCUGUAAAGAGGAGGUUCUCCCUGAGCAGCAGCUCUGUGACCAGGAGGAACCAGAAGCUCCACAGAUUAAAGAGGAGCAGGAGGAACUGUGCAGCAGUCAGGAGGGAGAGCCGCUGGGACUGAAGGAGGAGACGGAUACCUUCAUGGUGACUCUUACUUACGGUGAAAGCGACCACAGUGAAUCAGAACCAAUCAGUGAGCAGCUCCUCUCUCACAGCUCUCAAGAAACUGAGAGCCGAGAUCGGGAAGGGAGCGGGAAUGUUGAGUCAGGAAAGAGUAUCAAGCUAAGAGGGAAGAAACAGUUCAGAAACAGAGGUCACAGUGAUGUGGGUAACUGCAACACUGUUGCAGGUAAAAAGCCGGUAAAAUGCGCUUUCUGCGGAAAGGUUUUCAAACACAAGUCGCAGAUGGAGCGACAUCACAGGAUCCACACGGGCGAGAGGCCGUACUCCUGCACAACGUGUGGGAAAGGGUUCAGCCAAAGCAGCAAUCUGACCGUCCACAUGAGAACGCACACCGGCGAGAAGCCGUACUCCUGCGAAACCUGCGGGAAACAUUUCACCUGCAGCUACAGUUUGUUGGUCCACAUGAGAAUCCACACAGGUGAGAAGCCGUAUUCCUGCGAGGCGUGCGGGAAGCAUUUCAACAGUAGCUUCAACCUCAAAGUCCACACGAACACCCACGCGGGCGAGAGGCCGUAUUCCUGCAAACUGUGCGAGAAAACCUUCAGUCAGCCGAGUAACCUGAACGUCCACAUGAGAACUCACACAGGUGAGAAGCCGUGCCUUUGCAACACCUGUGGGAAAAGAUUCACAGACUUAUCGGCGCUGAAAAACCACAUGACCGUCCACACGGGGGAGAAACUUUAUUCCUGCCAAACCUGUGGGAAAAGUCUCAGCUCUAGGAAAGGCCUGAUGGUCCACAUAAGAACCCACACAGGUGAGAGGCCGUAUGUCUGCAACACCUGCGGGAAAAGGUUUACCGAACUGACGGCGCUGAAGAAGCACGUGAUGAUCCACACGGGCGAGAAGCCGUACAUCUGUAACACCUGUGGAAAAGGUUUCAUCCAGAACAUCCAUUUGCUGUAUCACAUGCGGACACACACAGGUGAGAAGCCUUACUCCUGCAGCACCUGUGAGAAACGAUUUAAAGACCCAUCCAAGCUGAAAAUUCACACAAGGACUCACAGAGGUCGGAAACAAAGUCCGGAAGCACCUGUGGGGGAGAAUUACCCGGCAGACCAGGCCCGAUAAACGUCUGUUUGUGAUGUGUGAGCUCGCCGUCACAGGCGUGUGUGAGAUAUCCCACAGUAAGGCUGUUAUUUACACCGCUGCUGUGAGCCUCUGUUAUUCUGUUACCUGUGUUUAUUCCACUGUUAAGGUUAUUUUGCUGUGUACUGUAGCUUUGCCUGUUAGGAGUCACCACAUUUCAGUCUCCGUCACCUGCAUGUUCUUGGCUCCUCCCACCUGGCAGGUCCCCCUUUAACAUUGUUGGGGUCGUUACUCCAAAAAUCCAGUAUGCUGUCUGCACGUCCUCGCUUAUUUAAAAGUCCCUGAAGAAAGUCGCACUUUACGUCAUUGCUGCAUUACUUAGAGACACCUGUGGUGCAAGCCUGCAGCUCUGUAUCUGUAUGUGAUACCACACCUCCAGUUUCUCCACAGAGACACGUUUCAGCUCCUGUCUCCGUCCAUCAGCUCGCUCGGAGCAAACAGCUCACCUGCUCCUGACGUGACACCGCUGCCGCUCACUAAUCUUCACUCUUCUUUCCCAGAACUUCUCCUGUGGUCGCCUUUAAUCCUUGGUGCUUCCUGCGGCUCUGCUCCAUGUCAUCAAUAUGCUUUAUGAGUUUAUUAGAUCUCACCACAGCAUGCGGCCUGCAGUGAACGCUCAGCGCUUAGAAGCCGUGGCAUUCAUGCAGAACGUCUUCAUGUUUCCUGGGAACGUUUAAAAUAUGAAGGUUUUUAUACGAGAUUUGUUUCAGUGUUUGAGAUCAGUGCAUGACUGAACAUCAGUGUAAAUGUCUGAAUGUUUAAUUCAAAUAUACACAUUAAACAUUUUAUUAAACUAUUAAA
Neolamprologus brichardi is the source of this 2380-nucleotide messenger RNA. The record is from RefSeq and is a predicted model, not a curated record. NCBI's taxonomy places the organism in Eukaryota, Metazoa, Chordata, Actinopteri, Cichliformes, Cichlidae.